Wasmannia auropunctata (little fire ant) is the source of this 2863-nucleotide messenger RNA. It is a transcript of the gene Traf4, whose product is annotated as TNF receptor-associated factor 4. Gene Ontology annotation, molecular function: protein binding; zinc ion binding. The transcript has 7 exons. The record is from RefSeq and is a predicted model, not a curated record. Bases 675 to 2048 code for a protein of 457 amino acids. Lineage: Eukaryota; Metazoa; Arthropoda; Insecta; Hymenoptera; Formicidae. Gene Ontology annotation, cellular component: plasma membrane signaling receptor complex. Gene Ontology annotation, biological process: tumor necrosis factor-mediated signaling pathway; protein K63-linked ubiquitination; regulation of apoptotic process.
UGUAUCGUCGUUCCGAUAAGCGCGGGACGUUCGCCGCGGACGACGGCCGCGGCCGGACGAUAGAUAGACCGGAGAGGUUCGACGAACCCCAGACGACGCGCGACACACCACUUCCCCGAACGAUCCUCGGAGACACAUUCGUGGCUCUCGCGGGUAUAUUUCGUAAGAAACGGGCGUGCCUCGGUCUGGAUGCGCGUCUCGCGGAGUGUCGAAUCUGAUCUGCCGCUCCGAAUCUACCGAAAGGGAAAUCUAUCGUGAUUGUAUAGCAAUAUUUCGAACGAACACUCGUUCGAUUCGCGCCGGUUCCGGGGCGGAGCAUUGGUACCUAAUUGUUAAAAAGUUGCCAUUUGAAGUAAAUAUACAAGUUCGAGAUAGGAUAGAGAGACAAGUUUUGAUGUAAAUUAGACGGGAAAAAUGAGCUUGAGGUAUAAACUCGUUUCUACAACCAAGUGCGAUUGAAGGGAAAGCUUUGGAGGCAAGUUCAAGGUAUCCGAUCCUGUGGUCACCGCGCGAGGACUGAUUACGCUUGGCGAUUUGCGCGAUACCACCUGUCGACGCUAUAUUCUGUUAAAGAACAUCGGCGUUCGUCCAUCUCGACGACGUCUGCUUUUGGUUCCUCGAACGUGGACAACCGAACGUAUCGAUAUAAUGUCAACCGGAUUAUACAUGAAACGAUGGUGCGCGGUCUGUCGCAGUGGACCAAGACCCUGAGCUUCCCGGCGAGGGUGUCACCUCAGAGACCCGCCAAGGAGUCCAAGGUUUUCCACGUAAGCCCCAGUGCUAGCCCCACGUCGCCACCCAGCCCGAUCAACGAUACCAUGGACAAAGCGCCUAUAAUUACCGAUGAGAACUUCCAAGACACGGAGGCAGAAAAGGCAAUAAUGGGCUCCAUCGUAUACUGCAUACAUCACAAGGACGGUUGCAAAUGGUCGGACGAGCUGAGGAAGUUGAAGGCGCACCUGAACACGUGUAAACACGAUGCGAUUCCAUGCGGCAAUAAAUGCGGGGCGAUGAUACCUCGCGUAUUAAUGGAGGAUCACCUGAAGUAUACCUGCGCUCAGCGUAGAGCACGUUGCGACUUUUGUGCCAAAGAAUUCACCGGACACACUUUAGAGAAACACACGGGAACAUGCGGUUACGAGCCUCUUUAUUGCGAAAACAAGUGUGGCAUGAAGGUGCAAAGGCGACACCUCGGUCAACACAAGCUGGGAGAGUGCGCCAAGAGGCUAGUCGCCUGUCGUUACUGUAGCAAGGAAUUCGUUUUCGAUACACUCGGCGCUCACCACGCGAAAUGCGGUCGAUUCCCGGUAGCGUGUCCUCAUCGUUGCGAAACCGCGGUGCUGCCCCGGGAGGAUCUCGAGGUUCACCUGAAGGAUCAUUGCACCACGCAUCUACUUUCCUGUACAUUCAAGGACGCCGGUUGCCGCUUCAAGGGAAAUAGGUUCUCGCUGGACAAACAUUUGGAGGAAUCCUCAAAGAUGCAUUUAAGUCUCAUGUGCAGUCUGGUGACGAAGCAGCAACAUCAAAUAACCAGCUUAAAGUCGGCGAUUAGCAAACUAUCGUUAAAUUACACGGGCACGCUCAUAUGGAAGAUCACGGAUUACGCCGCCAAGAUGUCGGAAGCGAAAGCAAAGGAGGGAAUGGAGCUUGUCAGCCCACCUUUUUAUACUAGUCAAUACGGAUACAAGUUACAGGCUUCCAUUUUCUUAAACGGAAACGGAACCGGAGAGGGCAGUCACAUCUCGAUAUACAUAAAGAUCCUACCUGGCGAGUACGAUGCGCUUCUGCGAUGGCCGUUCUCGCACAGCGUGUCGUUCACGAUGUUCGAUCAGACAGUCAUCGCGGAAAAGGCCUGCAACAUCGUGGAGAGCUUCAUACCGGACCCGACCUGGAAGAACUUUCAGCGACCGAGUCGCGAACCGGACUCACUCGGCUUCGGCUUCCCACGAUUCGUUUCCCACGAGAUGGUGAAGAAACGACACUUCGUCAAAGACGACACCAUGUUCAUUCGAGUUAAAGUGGAUCCUAGUAAAAUCGUAGCGGUUUAAGGGAAACGCAUUUAACGAUUUUGAAGAAACGCAUUGGUGUUUCUGGAAACGGACAUUAUGUGAUAUUUCCGAGUACUCGCUUGAGCGGAGCACAUACGGUACUUAUGUCGUUUUUAAAUAAUGCACGGUUAGUUCAAAUUUUUAAACCGACUGAAAACGCAAACUAUAUCGCCGCCCGAUUUGCGUCUUGACAGUUUUCAUUUAUUAGCUCGUGUUAUUGCAAAUAUUGCUGAUAAUUGUAACAAUAAUUAAUUUAUUAACACUGCCAAAUGCGUAACGCGCCAGGAUGUAUUUAACUUUUCUAAUUGCCUAAUUUUUCGUGUCUCUUUUAUCUCUUCAAGAGAUUCUAUGGGAUUUUAUUAUCGUCUAAUUGUCUUUUGUGACAAAAGCACGGAAAAACUUAAUAUUUAUUACUUGUUACGAAAUAUUUUGAAUAUUUUCGUCUGUCUAAUAACACCUGCACAAAAUUAUAUAUUGUAUAUUUUUUGAAAACUUAACAAAUAGACGAGGAUGCCUCGAUUUUUCUAACGAGUGGCCUUACGAUCGCGCAAUUACUUUUAAGGAGAAAAAAAUCAAAGAUUGUUAAGGGACUGAGUGUGUACUAUAAACUUAAUGAAUGUAAAUAAAAAUGCGGAAUGCCAUAUGUUAAUGGACAACGAAUGAGAGCAAUCGAGACAGAAUCACCGAUGUAAAUACGCACUUAUCAUGUAUAGUGAUAAUGAGAAAAUGUGAUCGAGAUAUACUAGUGAAUGUAUGUAACAAUAUGAAAGUAAGCUGGCUUAUAAAAAAGCGUUAUAUAAUAUUCACAUAUAAAA